Rotaria sordida is the source of this 201-nucleotide messenger RNA. The record is from the annotation of a GenBank genome assembly. NCBI's taxonomy places the organism in Eukaryota, Metazoa, Rotifera, Eurotatoria, Philodinida, Philodinidae.
AUGGUAUUGAGUCGUCAUUCCUCAGUAAAACGACCUCGUGUCAUUAGGCUGCGUCCUCAUCGUCGAACGCAGUCUCAUCAAUCUCAUAGACUUCAACAUUCAUCAAACAUCAGCACUACACUCAAUUUCGUUAUUCGUGAUCAAUGUCAUUCAUCAGCAGAAAACCAUCGUACAGACCAAAAUAAGGUAUUUAAUUGUUAG